This is a messenger RNA of Cucumis sativus (cucumber), 1259 nucleotides long. RefSeq names its product ER membrane protein complex subunit 10. The transcript has 8 exons. The record is from RefSeq and is a predicted model, not a curated record. Bases 91 to 993 code for a protein of 300 amino acids. NCBI's taxonomy places the organism in Eukaryota, Viridiplantae, Streptophyta, Magnoliopsida, Cucurbitales, Cucurbitaceae.
ACAAUUUACCGUUGCUUUCCCUUCAAGUACAUCUAAUAUUUGAUUAAUCAGUCGAAGGUCACUCACUUCUCGUUCUUCGAAAGUUCAGCCAUGGGAUUCCGCUGUGGCUUCUUCAUCUUCUGCCUCUUGAUUUGUUCAUCUGUGGCUUUUCAAUCCGAUGAGCUUCUCCUUGAUGAUGACGAAUUUGAAGGGACGCAGAAAAUUCAGUAUACCGACGCCGCUCAUACUCGAUCCACACCUCCUCCAAGUCGUCCGACGUCGACUAGGAGGCGAUUUUCAGAUCCUGAUUCGGAUUCUAAGGUUCAAUUUCAGCUAGAGCACUCAUUUGGGGACUCUGAUUUUGCUCCUGCUGGCCUUUUUACUGCACGUCUGAAGACUUCGAGCCAUGGUGGUCAGUCACUAACAAAGAUGCGGUUUUCACGAGAUGCUUUUACCGAAGAGGACAGGAAGAAGUUCACGACCUUGUUGCAAGAAGAUGGUUUCUACACCGUUAGAUUGGGAACAAAUGUUUUGGAGUCCUCAGGAGAGAGCUAUGUUUACUCAUCAGUGAAAUCAAGAUGUCUUGUGCGAGGAGAGUUGGAUGAGCAUUUUGUCAUACACAUGGAUGGUGUUAAUAUUUUGGCUAUUAAUUAUGGUACCCCUGGUGCAUGCCCUUUUCCCAGACAACUGAAACUUCCUUCAAAAUGGUCUUUCAACUCCUUCACGUUUUUGAAGAGCGGUGAGCAGGCUCCUAGGACACCUGUAUUUGCUGAGGAUAUUCUUGUUGGUGAGACUGGAGAAGGGGAAGGUGUAAAGCCACCUGAGAAGUCAUUUUGGGCUAAAUAUUGGAUGUACCUGAUACCACUUGGAUUGAUUGUUAUGAAUGCCAUAACACAAGCAAUGAACAUGGCUGAAGAACAGGUUAGUGGCCAAGCAGCAGGACAAGCACAACCACAGCAAUCAGCUGCUGCAGUACAGCGCGGACCAGGUUCUUCUGCAGUACGACGAAGAUAGAAACUUUAGUUGAGUUAGAAAAAUGGGCAGGAAGGCACCUGUAUGAGUCGGUUUGUUUUCCUCGUAGUUUUCAACGUAAUGAUUGAACAUAGCAAUUUCUUUUUCAUUUUUCUUUCUUUUUGGCGAUGUAUUCUAGCUUUCAGUAGCAACAGAAACUUUGUUAAAGAGCAGAAUUCUGUAAAUCCCAUUUAUUUGUUUGACCGAUCAAUUUCCAUUUGAGAUUCCCAGUUAAAUUUACUCUGAAACAUUUAUAUAUUAUUUUCGAA